CGUUAAUGGGAGCUGAUUAAAGUGAUACUAAUGAAAUGAAGACAUAAUAAUAGUACCAAAUGUUUUUACUACAAUAUUCAAAGGAAAGAGAAUCUGAUCACAACUAAUUUGGAUAAGUAAAGUUGUACAAUCACAAUUAAGUAAUUAAGCUGUUAUAAUUAGAAUAAUACUAUGAUUUGUAUUAAGAAAUUUUAAACAAAAAGUGAUACUGAAUUAACACAGAUAACAAACCAUUUAAGAAAGAGGAAAAUCUUUGUACAUCCUAAUUUAGUGUAAUUACUGGCUGUUCGUACUUGUAAUGAAUAAUCAAUUUGUUCUGAUUCCAGUUAAGUGAUAGUUGUUUCAGAAUAUUUUCCAGACACAUUAGAAAGUGAAUUGAAAAAGAGAAGAUAAUCACUUAAGAGAUAUCCUGAAUCUCAUAUUUGGCUAUUAAUAUAAUAAAUUGUAGAUCCUUUGGCAUUUUUGGAAGAAUAGAAAUAAGUUCAUGGAGAUAUUCAACCAUAAAACAUAUAUUUGGAUGAGAAUGGAAGUGUAAAGUUGGCAGAAUAUAAUUAUUUUCCUGGUGGUUAACAUGGAUUUCAGAAAAUGUUAUUAAGUAAGGAUAGAGCUUAUUUAUCACCUACAUUAUUAAAUAAUUAUAGAAAUAUGAAUUUUAAAGCAUAACAUAAUGAAUAUAAAAGUGAUGUAUUUUCAUUUGGAAUGACAUUAUUGGAAGUGUUACUUUUAGAAGAAUCUUAUGAUUGCAUGGAUUUUUAGAAUGGUUGUAUAUUAUAACAUUUAGUUGAUUCAAAAUUAUAAAAAGUAAAGAGAUCAGGUUAUUCAUAAUUAUUAACAAAUUUUGUAAGAGAACUAUUAUAAAUUGAAGAAAAUGCAAGACCAAGUUGGAAUGAUUUAAAAUAAGUAAUAGAUUAAUUUAGAGAUAAAAUUUGUAACUUGAUUCCAUUCUAUCAAGAAAAACGAUAAAUGUCUCCAACUAAACUUGUUUAUUCAUAAACUUAUGUACCUCAACAAUAAAUAUUGAGUUCACCUUAAUCAAAAAUAUUAAGUUCUCCAAGAUAACCAUAAGUUUUAUAUUAAACUUAUCAUCAACCAUAACCAUUAUAUUAAACUAAACAAAUGCAACCAAUACCAAUGCAAUAAUCAAUCUACUAUGAAUCUGGAUAAAAAUAAGUUCCAAUUAAGAAAAUAACAAAAUUAGAUGAUACUGUAUCAAAAUAAGUUUAAUAACCAGAAAGCAAUUUGGAAAAGACUACUAUAAAAUAAUCUGAAACUAAAUGA
Messenger RNA from Paramecium primaurelia, 1278 nucleotides. The record is from the annotation of a GenBank genome assembly. Lineage: Eukaryota; Ciliophora; Oligohymenophorea; Peniculida; Parameciidae.